This is a messenger RNA of Schistosoma mattheei, 2427 nucleotides long. NCBI's taxonomy places the organism in Eukaryota, Metazoa, Platyhelminthes, Trematoda, Strigeidida, Schistosomatidae. The record is from the annotation of a GenBank genome assembly.
AUGUCAACAGAUCCAAACUUAUAUAAUGUGAGUUUAGCAUCUAAACGAACAACAAUGCCUUCAACACCUUGCUUUUUUGGUGAAACUUGUCAAAGUUUUCAUCAAAAAACUAGUGACAGUGGUAAUGACAAUAAAACUAAUGAUAAAGAAAAUUAUGGCCACAACAAAAAUGAAUCAGAAAUGAUUGAAUCGAGUGAAAUGGAUUUAAUUUACACUCAAACAGAUAAUGAUAAUCUCACACCAUCUAUAAUACUUACCUCUGAUGAUACUGAUUGGAAACCAUGUGAACAAGGUAGUAUUUCGAGUAUGGAAUCUAUAUCUAAUUCACCAAGUCCUAGAACUUCCUAUAAUUCCUUACUACAUUGGGGUAUUAAUAAUGCACAAGAUGAAAGAGAAUACUUAUUAAACAAAUACAGUGAAUUACCUGGAGAAAUUAUAACAUUCGAAUUACCUUUGAGCACUUUGACUGUCGAAGCAUCUCAUCAUAAAAAUGUGAAUUUAGGUUUAAAACUUGCCGGAAGUAAAGAUUUAAAUCAAAUGAGUGUUUUCGUAUGUGGAAUACAACCAGGAAGUAUCAUUGAACGUGACGGACAUAUAGAAGUUGGCGAUCAAUUAUUAGAACUCAAUAAUCAAGUUUUAUAUGGUCUUAGCCAUUUGAAUGCUGCUCCACUAAUCAGAUCUAUUUAUAUGGAAGUGAUAGGACGAAGUAGCAAUAUUUUCAGACGUUCAAAAUGUAAUGCUUUGAGGUUUGUGAUACAACGUCAUUCGUCAAAUACAAAUCUUAUGGCAGCAUUAGCAACAAAUCAACAUGCAGAUUCUUCUUCAGAUCGAUCCAGCCGACACACCAGUGUAGAUACAACAACAAGUGCACUAACAUCACCAGUGAAGAACAUAAAUAAAGCAAAACAAUCUAUAGAAUUUAUGAAUUUAGCAUUCGGUGGUUCACACGGACCUUUAACUCAACAAACAUACUCUACAACGUUGUAUAGAGGUUCUAAAGGAUUUGGAUUUGCAAUAAUGGAACGAAGUGCAACAAAUGAAGAAGGAAUUUAUAUUAAACAAAUCGUUGAAGGUGGUCCAGCUGAUAAAGAUGGUAUUUUAUGUGCUGGCGAUCAAUUAAUUAAAAUAAACAAAAAAGAUGUGACACAUAUACCUUACGACACAGUAGUAGAAUGGAUACGAUCUGCAAAACAUAUUCUUCAUGUACAAGUUACACGGUGGGGUUUCAAUAUUCAAGCAAGCUCAGAAACAAAAUCAUCAACUAAACGUUUCUCAGAUCCAUCUGUACUGAAUACAUUUGCAUCUGUUUUAUUUGGUAAAGAUAAUGAAAUGAAAAAUUUUCUAUCCCCAGUUAAUACAUGCCGAGAAUUAAUUAACACAAAACCUUUAAACGUAUUAUCCUCAAUUGAAAGUGGUACGAGCUGGUUAGUACCCCGACAAAUCAUAUCAAGGUAUCGUCGUGCAAGUUUUCCAAACAUCUGUUAUAAACGAGAGCAUAUUCCUACUACUGUUCUACAGCCUUUGCCAAACUAUUCAACAACUUCAAUAAACCUUCAAGGAGAUAUAAUGAAUUUCGAUAAAAUCUCAAUUUUAAUAAAUGACGAACCAGAAAUCGAAGCAACAAUCCGUCCCAUCAAGUCUGGAACUGAAACUGAAAUAUCGAUCGCAAUAAAUAAUUCUUGUGGUCUAGGGAUAGGCUGUAUAGGAGGCUGUGAAACAGCACUAAAUGUUCCAGUUAUACAUGAAAUCUAUCCUAAUGGUGCAGCGGCAAAAGAUGGACGUUUGCGUCCAGGGGAUCGAAUUAGUAAUGUCAAUCGAAUGUCAUUAGUUGGUGUACCAUUUUUGGAAGCUAUGAAUAAACUUCAAAUGGCUUAUAUUAGCAAAUCGUCUAUGAUAAAACUAGAUUCAGAUGAUGAAAAUGAAAAUAUUUCUUUAUCAAAUCAAGAACAAAGUUAUUUAAAUCUCACUAUAUUUCGACCAACAGAACAAAGUCAGAAAUGGUUUGAUCAAGAAUUAGUAAUUGAAUUAUUGAAGAAAUCUGGAAAAGGUUUGGGAAUUUGUAUUGCAGAUCGAUGUGUACAUCUUAAACUAGAUGAAAAUUUGUCAGAGAAUGAAAAUACUUUAAAGGUUCAAGAUAAUUCCUAUGUAAACACUUCCGAAAUGCAAACAUCAUAUGGCGUUAUUGUUACUGAAAUAAUUAAAGGAUCGAUUGCAGCAACUGAUGGUCGUCUCAUGGCAAAUGAUCAAAUCCUGGAAGUAAAUGGUAAAGAUACAAGCACAUUAACUAGUGAAAUUGUUGGUGCUCUAUUGAAGGCAGCUCCAUAUAAAGUUAUUCUCAAAACUAUACAGACUAAACAAGUAACCAAUUUAACCUGUAUGGAUAACACAGAAGAAUGCUUAUUUUUGAUAUCUAUCUAUCAAGAAUGA